AUGAAUGCCUUUCCUCUGAAUGGCUCACCGCAGUCGUCAUCUAUCACAUCUGGCCAGCCCACUUCCGUCCCGAAGAAGGGUAGGACACGGCAAUCUGGCACGGCAUGGACUCGAUCAGGAUGCAUAACCUGCAAAAAAAGACGCAAGGCCUGCGAUAAGACCAAACCAAGUUGUAACAAUUGUCUUAAGCAAGGUCGUACGUGCGAGGGCUACGGCUCUAUAUGGGCAGAGCCGCUAGUUCCAUCGGCGCAGGUAUUCUCGCAGAGGGAGAGUCCAAAGCGUCGACGGCUUAGUGCGUCCUCGACAUCUCAAUUACCUUCGCCUGCGCCGUCCCCGUCCCCGUCCUCGGAUGCAUGCCUCGAAACUAAUGUAUCUCCUGGGCCGCGGACUUCCCUGAGCUGGCCUGGUCCAUCUUCUCCUUGGGGAUAUGCAUCAUUUCAGGCAGCUACCAGUCCGGCUCAGGAUGCGGAAGAAUUCAAAUCUAGCCAGGAUAUUGGUGAUUCGCAUGGCUCUGUCGCGGUGAUCCCACAGCCUCAGGGAUAUAUCAGUCAUCUCUCAACACAUGAGACUCACUACCUCCAAUAUCACAUGGAGCAGGGAUCUCGGCUGCUAGCAAAUCUAGAAAGCGAUGAUAAUCCCCUUCGGUCGAUGUUGAUCCCGAGGGCAAUGUUGUCACCCCUGCUGAUGAAGGCUGUAUGUGCCGUCUCCGCUCUCCAUCUAGCAAAUCGCUCCCACGGCUUUGGAGCACAUACUGCUGCAGUCAAAUACUAUAGUGGAACGCUCAGCGGACUCCGCACAGCACUAGGCAAGUGCUCCACGGAGGUAUUUCCUGACGAUGCCAUGCUAGCAGUCGGUCUACUAUGCAAAUAUGAGAUCGUGCGUGGUAGCGUUAAGCAAUGGGUUGUUCAUCUCAACGCAUUGCAACGUUUGAUUGUUUCACGCGGUGGAUUCGCUUCAAUGGAUCGAGAUGCAGCCGAGUUCCUGCGUGGACUAUUCGUGUAUGCCUAUAACAUGGCCCGGAUCAGCAACCGCAAGUGUAUCACUUCUACGGAUUUCCUUGUCGACAGUAACAUCGGCAUCCCGAAGUUGGACAUAUAUAUUGGAUACACAGAGGAGAUUCUCAAAUUAUGUGCACGCAUUGCAGAACUGCCUUCUCUCCAGGCUGAUACGUUGGCUCUUCGACUCAGCGUUGCUUCCAUAAAUGAUUCACUCCUCACCUGGUCUCCCACUUCAACGCCCUGUAUAAUUCCCCAAGGGACAUCAAUAGCAACCCUAACCCGGCUUCAACUGGUAGCAGAAUGUUUCCGCGACGCAGGGUUCAUCUAUCUUCAUUCAAUCAUGGAGCGCAUCAGCAGAACCCGUUCGGAUGUCUCUUCUGCCACUCACACUGGUACCAUGGUCAAUACUCGACCAGAGGAGACCCAACCUCUCUCGGAGGGAGAUUGGGUUCCUCUCAUCUCCACGCCCAAGACUCUCGCCGUCUACCGCUGUCUUUCCCGGAUUGAGGAUUUCCCGCUGGGUGACCAUUGCGAGUAUUCGGCGCUCACGUUCCCGCUCUUUAUAUCGGGGUGUGAGAGUGAUAAUCUAGCGGACAGAGAGGUUGUGCUUCGUUUCUUGAGCAAGCUACAGGAUAAUUUCGGGAUUGGGAAUGUAAAACGUGCCAAGGAGUUAUUGGGUAUUUUGUGGGGGAGACAAGAUGCUGAUUUCGAUGCUCGGUUUAUUGAGAUGGGUCAGAAAAAUGUACAUUGGUUAGAUCUUGUAGAGGAGUUGGGGUGGGAAUUGAUUCUUGCAUAG
Penicillium coprophilum is the source of this 1794-nucleotide messenger RNA. Its product is annotated as Zn(II)2Cys6 transcription factor. The record is from RefSeq and is a predicted model, not a curated record. Gene Ontology annotation, biological process: positive regulation of transcription by RNA polymerase II. Lineage: Eukaryota; Fungi; Ascomycota; Eurotiomycetes; Eurotiales; Aspergillaceae. The transcript is spliced from 4 exons. Gene Ontology annotation, cellular component: nucleus. Bases 1 to 1794 code for a protein of 597 amino acids. Gene Ontology annotation, molecular function: zinc ion binding; transcription cis-regulatory region binding; DNA-binding transcription factor activity, RNA polymerase II-specific.